Messenger RNA from Trematosphaeria pertusa, 1140 nucleotides. RefSeq lists its product as uncharacterized. The record is from RefSeq and is a predicted model, not a curated record. Lineage: Eukaryota; Fungi; Ascomycota; Dothideomycetes; Pleosporales; Trematosphaeriaceae. The coding region runs from base 1 to 1140 and encodes 379 amino acids. The transcript is spliced from 5 exons.
AUGGCAUCCCCAAAACAAUAUGACAUCAACGCGGAUCGAGGGCCGGUGUUGUACGUGAGUGUAUGGACGGUCGCUGGAAUCGCCAUUCUGGCGCUCAUCGGGCGCUUCACCUCGCGGAAGAUGAAGGGCCAGCGCUGGCUGAUUGACGACUGGAUGGCGCUGGCUGCACUGAUUCUAGCAUUGGGGUGUUGCGUCUGCUCCACCAUCUGUAAGGGCACCCAAAUCAAGCACGCUGCGGUGAAAUUCGGUAUCGGGAGGCAUCUAGAGGCCCUCAAAGCGACGUUCUCGCCAGUACCCUUCUGGAAGCUCCUGUUCGCCUACAAUCAAAUCUACGUUAUGACCGGCCCAGUGAACAAGAUCGCCAUGCUUCUCAUGUACCUGCGCAUAUUCGACACGCCUUUCUUCCGCAGGACCGUCAACUGGGGGAUCAUGGUAAACGUCGCCUGGUGGCUGGGAAUGUCGAUAUCAGGCGUCUUCACUUGCAUCCCGGUCCAGGCAUACUGGUUCACCGAUAUACCGGGAAAGAAGUGCUUCAAUCUGCUACCGUACGACCUUGGUUACGCCGUCGUCAACAUCUCUCUCGACGUAUUCAUUCUGCUGCUCCCGGUUCGAGAGGUCUGGAAACUGCAGCUCACGAAGCCGCAAAAAGUUGCUAUCAGUCUAGUCUUCCUCAUCGGUGCUUUCGCUUGCAUCACUGCCCUUAUCCGUCUCUUAGCGGCAAUUCUUUAUCUCAACGACCCAGACUUUACAUGGGUAUAUCUGGACGCCCUAAUCUGGACCGCCAUCGAGCCGCUGGUAGCCGUAAUCUGCAUCUGCCUGCCGAUGCUGCGCCCCAUCCUCCGCUACGUCCUCCCCGCUCGCUUCACACUGAGUUCGCACAGCAAGAGCGGACAGCGCGGGACGCCGCGACAGCAGAACACACUCGUCACUAUUGGAUCCUUGACGCAGCGGGAGCGACGGAGAGUGGACACAUUUGGGUUUACGACGUUUGACGAUGAUGACGAGGGCUCGCAGAAGGCGUUGCAUAUCACCACCAGCCGGCGCGUCAGCAACGAUGACCCGAGGCCGGAACACGGCAUCACGGUUAGGCAUAGUGUUGAGUUAUCUAAUUAUCCAGCCCGUGGGAGAGAUGGCGGCUGA